Messenger RNA from Gopherus evgoodei (Goodes thornscrub tortoise), 2298 nucleotides. RefSeq names its product maestro heat-like repeat-containing protein family member 6. Gene Ontology annotation, cellular component: cytoplasm. The record is from RefSeq and is a predicted model, not a curated record. NCBI's taxonomy places the organism in Eukaryota, Metazoa, Chordata, Testudines, Testudinidae.
AUGGCGUUAGCUAUAAAGAAAUUCAUCAAAACAACCUAUAUUAUCUAUUUGGAGCUGAAGAAGGUUCCCAUCAGAGAACCAGAGAUCAUCUUCUUAGAUGAAAAUAUACAGCUACACUUGGGGAAUGAGGCAAACACUGGGAAUCAACAGCAGCAGGCAACUUUUGAAACAUCUCAGCGCAUUGCUCAUGGGAAGGAGAAACGCUGUGUGCUGAAAAGGAAAAUCAGACACACAGUGGUGCAGGAGAAGGUUCUAACUGGUGAACUAGAGCCUGAGCCCAGUAUUAUAAUGGAGGAGGCAGAAAGCAUCACCCUGCAGCAGGAGAAGGAAAAAGAGAAUACCAGGGCAGAAGGGGAAAGCACAAAGACAUAUCGUGGGUUUAAUAUAGAUGUCUCCCCACAGCAGGAAGAGAAAAGCAACUGUGAGGUACAAACAUUCACCAUCUAUUAUGCAAAUCAUGGCUUCUUUGUACGGGUGAAAGUGGACCGGUACAGGCUGGUACAGAAGCCGAUCUAUGAGGAAUCUGGUCCCCUGGCUACAGUUACCAGCCAGAUCCUUGUAGCUGUGGCUGGUCUGAGAGACACAGUGAAAACCAAUGCUCAGGCAGCUGCAGUAAUGUUGACCUCAGUCCUGAAAGAGCAGAGGCACAAUAUUAAGGAAAAGGUGCCAGAGAUCAUGGAUAUUAUUUAUUUCCACCUGCAGGCUAUCGAGGAGGCCAGUGCCAGACAGGCAGCUAUGGGUGCUGUGUGUUUACUAGCUGAAAAGCACACAAGAGAAGUAGUCUCAGCCCUACUGAGACUCUCGCUCCCAUGUGACAGCCAUGUCAGUCAGAUCUGGGAGGCCCUAGGCAGAGCCAAAAAAAGUGUCAGGCUCCGGGUGCUUGCUGAGCUCCUGGAGAUGCUAAAAAGAAGACCAUAUCUCAAGAAGAGUGAAACCUCUGAGUCAAGAAAUAACUUUGAGGAUAACGCCUCUCUUUUGCCUCUAGCUGCAACAAGGGCCCUAUGCAUAAUAUUCAGUAAUAAAGAAUGCACAGUGCCUAUGGAUGCCUUUUAUGUAUCUGUGUUAAUCUUCCUGAUCAUUCAGCUGCAUUACCUGGUGAGCCUCCCAAAGGUGGUGUGUGGCUGGGAGGACAGGUUCCAAACAUCCAGUUUUGUGAGCUGUGCAGUGGAGGCUCUGAAAGCUGUGAUUAAAAGAGAAAAAUCCUCUUUGAUGCAAUCUGUGAGUCUGGCAGGAGGCUGGGACCUUUUAUCCAUGCCAGAGACUUACCUGGAAGGAGUUCUCCUUCUGGCUAGAGCCAUUGUAAGACACUAUCGGAGCCUGGAUUUUGCUGUGUUUACCAAGGUGUCCCCUCUCCUGCACCACAGGGAUGACAAACAGAAGCUUACUGCAAUGGCCUUGUUCACUGGGCUUCUUUCUACUGAGUCUGCAUAUGUGACACUAAAAAAGCAAUAUAUUCUGGGCCACCUGAAGAAUUGGCACAUUGACCCAAGUCCUACUGUCCGUUGGCUUGGUCUUCUUGGACUUGGAAAUGUUGCACUUCAUCUGCAGAAGCAGAAAGAAGUCAAAGCCCUGCUUACUGAUAUCCUGAAGACUUUUAAUGACCCUGAGGAGAAAGUAAUUCUGAUGGCUUUUGAAGCUGCUACCAAAAUUGUCACCCGCCACAAGCACAAGGGCCAUCUUGGCACAGAAUUUGUGAAAACUGCCAGACAGCUUCACCCAUUCCUGGCUGACGAGAGGCAAAAAAUAUGCUGUGCUGCAACUGAGCUUUUUGGGGAUCUGCUCAGGGCCCUGAAUAGGAAAGAUAAAUCCCUCAUGCAGGAAGAGGUCCUCAACAGUAUGGUCCCACUGCUGCUGAAUCUGCAGCAACAGCAUCCUGAUGUGAUCAAGAGCUGUACAGACACCUUACAGGAGUGUAAAAUCUUCUUGGGAUGGACCUUAAAUGACAACCAGGAGUCCUGGGACACUCUCUGUGAGCAUCUUAUCGAGCAAUACCCAGGAAGACUAUGGAGCUUCUUACACCAGGCCCAAGAGUAUCUCAGAAGCCCAUGGACUUCUUCAGGAAGAGCUGCCGGCAUAUUCAUAGACGUCAUAAUCCAGCAUAUGGAAUACAGUCUAGUGGAAAAGGAAGCCAUGGAUUUAUUGCAGUGUGUUGCCAGUGUCGCCACUCAGGAGGGGCAAGUAUGCAGGCCUUACCCAGCACCAUGUACCAUGGCCUGCUGCUUCCUGUGUUCUUGCGGAUUUGCCUGCUUGAUCCUGAGGCCUCUGUCUACACCAUGCUCACAUCCACCCUCAAGAUAG